GAUCAUUCGUUGUUAUCUGGAUGCUAACAAAACAUGAAGGUCUUCCCUAUGUGAAGAUUACUGAUUAAUAUCUAUUGAUUGGAUGUGAUAGAUUGGUCAUGUACUUAAAAAAAGAAGUCAAAGGGGCAUUCCGAGAAUCGAACUCGGGACCUCUUGCACCCAAAGCGAGAAUCAUACCACUAGACCAAAUGCUGUAUUUGAAUGCCCCCACUGAAGCAUUGUGUUGUUGUGUAAUCCUGUGGAAAAGAGAAUUCAUGCUUCACUCCGUUAUUACAGGAAAUUAAGUCAUGGGGGUUUGUUUACCUUUUGAGGGUUCUAUUCGUGAUGAAGCUGGCAACAUGCAUUGAAGCUAAGCUGCAGAAGGGAGGUGUACGUCAUCGCCUCAUCGGGCAUGUAAGCAAAGAGAGAGAGAAAAGGGCACAUAAAAUAGGUGAGUCUCCUAAACAUGCCUUCCUUCAACUCCUCCGGCAAUCUCGCGGUGGCCGUUGCUCUUCUCUUUGCGGGCGCCUUAUAUUUCUAUUUCUCAUCAAUUACGGUUUCUGAUCCUAUGUCCGAUCUACUACACAAUGUCGAAACUAGAUGGACAGAGUAUCCUGUGGACGAGCUAGAGGCGGUCCUAGACAAGGCAGCAAUGGGAAACAACAAAACGGUGAUUAUAGCAAUGGUGAACAAAGCUUACGUGGAGGAGGUUGAAGGAGGGAGGACAAUGCUGGAUCUGUUUUUGGAGAGUUUUUGGGAAGGAGAGGGUACUCGGCCGCUUCUUGACCAUCUGAUGCUAGUGGCAGCGGAUCAGACUUCCUACGAUCGUUGCCUCUUCAGGAGGCUCCACUGCUACAAGAUGGAUACCGAUGGGGUUGACUUGGAGGGAGAGAAGGUAUAUAUGUCAAAAGAUUUCAUUGAGAUGAUGUGGCGGAGGACUCACUUGCUCCUAGACGUCCUCAGCCGCGGCUACAAUCUUACUUUCACGGACACGGACGUGAUGUGGCUAAGGAGCCCUUUUCCCCGACUAAGCUACAACGAGAGCUUGGAUAUGCAGAUAAGCGUGGACAGUAUUGGCCUGGUUGGAGGACACUUGAUCAACACGGGAUUCUACCACGUCAGGUCCAACAACAAGACCAUCUCCCUCUUCCAGAAAUGGUACGACAUGAGGCUCAAGUCGACGGGCAUGAAGGAACAAGAUGUCCUUAAGAGUCUCCUAGACUCUGGUUUCUUUAACCAGCUUGGCCUCAACGUUGGCUUCCUCAACACUACCGAAUUCAGUGGCUUCUGCCAAGACAGCCAUGACAUGGGCGUUGUCACCACCGUCCAUGCCAACUGUUGCCGCCACAUCCUUGCUAAGAUCUCUGAUCUAACUCUUGUUCUUCGUGACUGGAAACGCUACAAAGCCUCCCAUGUCAACAGCAAUUGGAGCCCCCAUGUUGAGUGCGGGCGUUCAUGGAGUGACACUCACUAUAUCCCCAAGCUCUGACCUUCUUCGUUCAUAUAUGCCAAUUAAUGAGAUUGCUAUAGUAUACACAACUUCAUCAUCUAUUAACUGCAUAUGUUCUUCAGAUUAAUCCUAGCUAGCUAGAGGAACAAUUCUCUUUUGACAAGUAAUUACAAAACAUCAUAUAUGUGUGUUACAACCAGAUUGUUUUUCGCUCUUCGUUACAGCUACCCAAAUAAUUGCUGAUAAUUCUACUACCUAGCUAGCUACUUGAUAAAAAGAACACAUAGAAGACAGAGUUUCAAAUCCAAUGCACAAGUUGGUGGAUAAAAACCAAAUGAAUGAUCGAGACCUCGUGCACCAAAAGCAAGAAAUAUCAUACCAUUAGACCAAAUGCUAUGUUGCUGAUGUAAAACUUAAAUACUUGAUUUCUCUUCUGUUUUGAGGAAAUCAAUUGAUGUAGCAUACAAAACUGUUUUCUGUACAGCCAAAGUGAGUCAUCGGAUGUGAAAGAAAGGUAAUUUGU
This is a messenger RNA of Arabidopsis thaliana (thale cress), 1952 nucleotides long. RefSeq names its product Nucleotide-diphospho-sugar transferase family protein. Lineage: Eukaryota; Viridiplantae; Streptophyta; Magnoliopsida; Brassicales; Brassicaceae. The coding region runs from base 446 to 1468 and encodes 340 amino acids. The record is from RefSeq and is marked reviewed. The transcript has 6 exons.